Letharia columbiana is the source of this 963-nucleotide messenger RNA. RefSeq lists its product as uncharacterized. Bases 1 to 963 code for a protein of 320 amino acids. Gene Ontology annotation, molecular function: protein serine/threonine phosphatase activity. Gene Ontology annotation, cellular component: FAR/SIP/STRIPAK complex. Gene Ontology annotation, biological process: peptidyl-serine dephosphorylation. The transcript has 3 exons. Lineage: Eukaryota; Fungi; Ascomycota; Lecanoromycetes; Lecanorales; Parmeliaceae. The record is from RefSeq and is a predicted model, not a curated record.
AUGCCCGGUCUUCCAGCAAGUGUCGAUCUCGAUGAAUGUAUCGAAAGACUCUACAAGAAAGAAUUGCUUGCCGACUCUGUCAUAGAGGCAAUAUGCGCCAAAACAAAAGAGCUUCUGAUGAAAGAGAGCAAUGUUGUACACAUCGCAGCGCCAGUCACAGUGGUUGGAGAUAUACAUGGGCAGUUCUUUGAUAUGAUUGAGAUAUUCAAAAUUGGAGGCUUCUGUCCAGAUACCAAUUAUCUUUUCUUGGGCGACUAUGUAGACCGCGGUCUCUUCUCCGUCGAAACAAUCUCCCUCCUUGUCUGCCUUAAAUUGCGCUACCCGUCCCGCGUGCACUUAAUCCGCGGCAACCACGAGUCUCGCGGCGUAACACAAUCAUAUGGCUUUUACACCGAAUGCAACCGCAAAUACGGCAACGCGAACGUCUGGCAUUACUUCACCGACAUGUUCGAUUUCCUCACCCUCUCUGUGGUGAUCAACAAUCAAAUAUUUUGCGUGCAUGGCGGAUUGAGUCCGAGUAUACAUAGUAUCGAUCAGAUCAAGAUUAUCGAUCGCUUUAGAGAGAUACCGCAUGAGGGCCCAAUGGCAGAUUUGGUGUGGAGUGAUCCGGAUCCUGAGAGGGAUGAGUUCUCGCUGUCUCCGAGAGGCGCGGGCUAUACGUUUGGAGCGCAGGUGGUGAAGAAGUUCCUGGAUGUCAACAAGAUGAACCACAUCCUUCGUGCGCACCAGCUCUGUCAAGAGGGCUACCAAGUCCUGUAUGAAGAUCGACUGAGCACAGUCUGGAGCGCGCCGAACUAUUGCUACAGAUGCGGAAACAUGGCGAGCGUGCUCGAGGUCAGCGAUCAGGGAGAGAGGUAUUUCAACGUCUUUGAUGCCGCGCCGGAGAAUGAUCUGCAUAGGGGAGAGCAGCAGAAUCAGCCGAAUCAGGAUGGUCAAGGCGUUGUGGUCGAGUAUUUUCUUUGA